Sclerotinia sclerotiorum 1980 UF-70 is the source of this 420-nucleotide messenger RNA. RefSeq lists its product as hypothetical. NCBI's taxonomy places the organism in Eukaryota, Fungi, Ascomycota, Leotiomycetes, Helotiales, Sclerotiniaceae. The transcript has a single exon. The record is from RefSeq and is a predicted model, not a curated record. Bases 1 to 420 code for a protein of 139 amino acids.
AUGGAAGCUCGAGUUCGUCUCUUUGCGGAGCGUGAGAUUCAAAUAUUUUCCGUUAAAUGCGUCUGCCCUCAGUGUCAGGUACCAUCCCCGGACUCGCCCAAUCACAGUAUCGGCCCCAAUCAGGUCGAGGAAAUCCGCAGUUUUGUCGUGAACAAAAUUGUAGAUCUUUUGAAGCAGUAUGACCUACAAGAUAAAGCGGUUGAGAUUGAGCAGGCAGCUAAGGAAUACCUGAGCGGGCAUGCACGGUUAUUUUUGCAUGAGUUGAGAGCCUGGAUCGAAAGCCCAUUUGAAACUCUGGAACAAUGGCAUCGGAACACGACGUAUGGAUCCUCUUUGGCAUCAACUGAGGAUAAUCAUCCUCCUCGAAGACCGCCCCUCAUACGAAGAAAUGCUGGACUCCUGGAAUUAUCAUUUCUCUGA